GUCUGUCUAUAGCUUAACGCACCCUGCUGGACCGCAGCAUCCAGCAUCCAGACGGGUCCAGCGGCCGGAGAGAGGCGACGACAGGUCCACUGUUUCUUCCUUCUAACGGAGACAGAGUGUGGUUCUCAUCAUGGGGGAACUGUUCAGGAGCGAGGAGAUGACCCUGGCUCAGCUCUUUCUCCAGUCUGAGGCUGCCUACUGCUGCGUCAGCGAGCUGGGAGAACUGGGCAUGGUCCAGUUUAGAGAUCUAAACCCAGAUGUAAACGUGUUCCAGCGCAAGUUUGUGAAUGAAGUGAGGAGAUGUGAGGAGAUGGACAGGAAACUGAGGUUUGUGGAGAAGGAGAUCAAGAAAGCUAACAUCCCAACUGUGGACACUGGAGAAAAUCCUGAGGUGCCUUUCCCACGGGACAUGAUCGAUCUGGAGGCCACCUUUGAGAAGCUGGAGAAUGAACUGAAGGAGAUCAACACCAACCAGGAAGCGCUGAAGAAGAACUUCCUUGAGCUGACAGAGCUCAAACACAUCCUCCGUCGAACGCAGCAGUUCUUUGAUGAGAUGGAGGAUCCAAACCUGCUGGAGGAAUCAUCAGCUCUAAUGGAGGGCAGUGAGGGCGGCCGUGGAGCCCCGCUCAGACUGGGUUUUGUAGCCGGAGUGAUCAGCAGGGAGAGAAUCCCAACCUUUGAGAGGAUGCUGUGGAGGGUGUGUCGCGGUAACGUCUUCUUAAGGAAGGCAGAGAUCGAGGACCCUCUGGAGGACCCCACCACGGGAGACCAAGUCCACAAGUCAGUGUUCAUUAUCUUCUUCCAAGGUGACCAGCUGAAGAACAGAGUGAAGAAGAUCUGUGAGGGGUUCCGUGCCUCACUUUACCCAUGCCCAGAAACCCCCCAGGAGAGGAAGGAGAUGCUGGCUGGAGUCAAUAGCCGCAUCGAUGACCUCCAGAUGGUGCUGAACCAAACAGAGGACCACCGUCAGCGAGUGUUGCAAGCUGCCUCCAAGACCAUGAGGGUGUGGUUCAUCAAAGUGAGGAAGAUGAAGGCCAUCUACCACACACUUAACCUCUGCAACAUCGACGUCACUCAGAAGUGUCUGAUUGCCGAGGUGUGGUGUCCUGUCUCAGACCUGGACUCCAUCCAGUUUGCUCUGCGCAGAGGGACGGAGAGGAGUGGCUCGACUGUGCCCUCCAUCCUCAACAGGAUGCAGACCAAGCAAACCCCCCCUACCUUUAAUAAGACCAACAAGUUCACAUCAGGCUUCCAGAACAUCGUUGACGCCUACGGCAUCGGGAACUACCGGGAAAUCAAUCCAGCUCCCUACACCAUCAUCACUUUCCCCUUCCUGUUUGCGGUGAUGUUCGGUGACAUGGGUCACGGCUUGCUGAUGACCUGUGCUGCUCUCUACCUGGUCAUCCGAGAGAGUCGCCUCCUCUCCCAAAAGAGUGACAACGAGAUGUUCAACAUGGUGUUUGCUGGUCGCUACAUCAUCCUGCUGAUGGGGCUCUUCUCCGUCUACACUGGUGUCAUUUACAACGACUGCUUCUCCAAGUCACUCAACAUGUUUGGCUCUGGAUGGAGCGUUAGGCCCAUGUUUGGUCCAAAAGGAGCCAACUGGACGUUCGAGACACUUGAUGGAAAUUCAGUUCUACAAUUAGACCCAGCGGUUCCUGGUGUGUUCAACGGGCCUUAUCCACUUGGAAUCGACCCGAUCUGGAACGUCGCCACCAACAAGCUGACCUUCCUAAACUCCUUCAAGAUGAAGAUGUCUGUGAUCCUGGGCGUCAUCCACAUGCUCUUUGGAGUGUCUCUCAGUCUCUUCAACCACCUGUAUUUCAAGAAGCCGCUGAACAUCUUCCUGGGCUUCAUCCCAGAGAUCGUCUUCAUGUCCAGCCUGUUUGGUUACCUCGUUCUGCUGGUCUUCUACAAGUGGACAGCCUAUGAUGCUUUCACAUCCAAGGAUGCUCCCAGUCUGCUCAUCCACUUCAUCAACAUGUGUCUCUUCAACUACAACGACCCCACCAACAAACCCCUCUACGCGGGACAGAUGGGGAUCCAGGUUUUGUUGGUGCUGAUUGCCCUUGCAUGUGUUCCCUGUAUGCUGAUUGUGAAAACUAUGGUGCUUCGGCGUCAGCACCUGUGGAAAAAGCACCUGUCCCAGAAGAGGGAAGAAACCCCUGCAGAGAAUCUAGAGCAGUCUUUAGAGCAAACAGGCGUGUCCUCAUCAUGCACCGGACUCACCCAACAGGGCACGCAAAAGUUUGGAGGGGUGCGAGUGGGCAACGGGCCCACGGAGGACGAGGCUGGCAUCAUGGACCACGACCAGCUCUCCCAGCACUCAGAGGAAGGAGAUGAGCAUGCAGAGGAAGAGCCGUUUGACUUUGGUGACCUAGCUGUCCACCAGGCCAUCCACACCAUAGAGUACUGUCUGGGAUGCAUCUCCAACACAGCUUCCUACCUGCGCCUCUGGGCCCUCAGCCUGGCUCAUGCACAGCUGUCGGAGGUGCUCUGGUCCAUGGUGAUGCACCUGGGUCUGUCCUCCCGGAGUGGGGGUGGGUUCUUUGGCCUGUCCAUCAUCUUUGCAGCCUUUGCCACCCUCACUGUUGCCAUCCUGCUCAUCAUGGAGGGGCUGUCAGCCUUCCUGCAUGCCCUGCGUCUGCACUGGGUGGAGUUCCAAAACAAGUUCUACUGCGGGCAGGGCUUCAAGUUUGUCCCCUUCUCAUUCGAGAGCAUCUUGGAUGGACGAUUUGACGAGUGAUCCGGUCUCAGCCCCGACAGGAUAAUGACAGUCCCGAGCCUUUCCUCCUCUCUGUUCAGUGUUUGUAUGUGUGCAUGAGACCACGUGCAGCCCUCAUACACCCUCUAGUGAUCAUUUGUGAAGUUGUUAUUGUGUAAGAGCAAUAAUGUGGUCCUUGGAAAGGGUUUUUCCAGUGCACAUGUGCCAAGCUGUACCCAUGCUGGAACCACCACUCUACUCAAUACUCAACAUGUUUAGCUGCUGUACCAACAUCUCCUCCACCAACUGAAUACAUUUAGCAAGUCUGUGUCCAUACAGAUGAAUCCACCAGGAAUCUGUUGAAGAGAUCCUGUUAUACUGAUUAUAUUUUGAAAGUGUUGUCAUCAAAGGUUUUGAUCUACCAAACUUCAAUUUUUCUGACAGAUGGCUAAACAUCUUGUCUGUUCCAUGCUGAAAAGAUGCUCCAAAAACAAACCAAGAGUUUUUCAAUUUGUGUUAUGAUUAGAUUCUCAUGUUGAGAUCACAGUCUGACAAUGUAACGAUGGUAACUUUUUAGAUAUACUUUACAGCUUCUCUUUCAAACUUAGCACUGACACACAGAAGGACACACAGAGAGGGAAAGAUAUUAAAAAGCCAGCAUCCUUCAGCAUACAUCAUAUUGUCACGCCCGACAAGGGCUGAAAAUGAAUGGACAGUUUUGAAUGGAAUGAUUGUUAUUUCCAUCACAGCUGAUCUUAAGUGGAGCUGAUUAAUAUCAGUGAUUUCUGAAUGUGUACAGUUGUACACAUUCAUUCAAGAACAAAAGCCAGAUGUUAUUAUGAAGUAUUACUUUCUCCUUCAACACAAUGUAUUGAGCCCCACUCUGUCGGUACAGUGAUGGUGGCAGCCUGAGUGCAGUGAGGGUAGCCUAACGUAUUUAUAUGUACAGCUUGGAACAGUGAAGCAGUGGAAAAACCUUUGAAGAGUGAUUCUGCUCGUAAAGAUUAUUAUAAAACCAGCUUUCCUCUUACACCUGUGUAAUCAGAGACUCUACAGAUAACCCAUGAUUACUCCAGCUGCUCCUCUGCUCUUCAUCCACAAGCAUUGUCAGAUCAUCAGACAGAGCACAAGAAUAACAUUAAGACACAAGACAGAAGAGUUGUUCUGUGGUACAUCUGUAAGAAUACAUUCCCAGAAGUCAACGCAGUAUUUAAGGCUCGAGGAAGAGUUUAGUGACAUCACUAAUCUGCAGUUAACUCUUACACUCAGAUGACUUCCUGUUUAAACUGUGACUUAUCCUACUGAGGUAUCAGAUAUAAGUAAAUACCAAAAGAAGGCCUCAGCUGGAAGAUAGUUCAAUGUCAGUGCAGCAUGGCUUGCAACGGUUGCAUUGUUUGUUUCCCAUGAAAUGAUCUCAUGUGGAGCUGUAAGGCCAUGAGUCAGCAUUUGGCAUCAAUAUCACUACAGAUCAAUGUAUUCACGAUUGUUCCCAGUCUGAUCAGUGCACCUGGAUAUGACAUUUGUCAUUUCCAUGAAAUGAUAAUAUUUUUACUGGGGACUCUGCCACUGUAUAGAGUCAAUGUGUGGAUCAGAUGGAUGUAUUGACUUGUUAUUAUCUGGCCAGGACACAGUGUAAUAUUGAGAAGAAAACAAAGCUGUUGGUGAAAAAGACAGGAGCUCUGACGUUUCCCUCCCCUGUACUCAUUCAGUGUGACUUGUUGUUGUAAACUGAACUCAACCGUUCAAACUUAAAAUAUCUAAAAGUGAAUUGUGCCUAAUCGUCUCCAAUUGCUUCAGAAAUGUGGGAAAUAUCACUGGUGAAAGAAUAGUGACACAACUUUGUAAAAUGCACCUGACAUAUGUUUUUUUUUUUUUAAUUUAAAAAUGCUGUGUGUCAUUAGCGUGCCACCAUAUCCCUGCACUGAAACAUAUUCCUUCUGUUCAAACCAUGGUGCAGUUUAGAUUCACAGUAACAGUCAUAGUUAGUCCGUGAGUGUGUGUUUGAUUUUCGUUAUCUUUAUGAUUUUUGUUGUCGUUCUUGCAUCUGUGUUUACGUGAAAUCUUUCAGGUUGUGGUCAUUUGCAGUCUUUAUGCUCAAAAGUCACAAAACAAAAACAUUUCUAAAGGACCUAUUGAAGUGAUGUUGGUCAGUGAGUGGUGAUAUGGACGGUUAUGUGUUUGUGAUCAAUAAUAAACAGAGACUGGAGGAUUCA
Acanthopagrus latus (yellowfin seabream) is the source of this 4917-nucleotide messenger RNA. Its product is annotated as V-type proton ATPase 116 kDa subunit a1-like. Gene Ontology annotation, biological process: vacuolar acidification; proton transmembrane transport. Gene Ontology annotation, cellular component: vacuolar proton-transporting V-type ATPase complex; vacuolar proton-transporting V-type ATPase, V0 domain; plasma membrane. Gene Ontology annotation, molecular function: proton-transporting ATPase activity, rotational mechanism; ATPase binding. The record is from RefSeq and is a predicted model, not a curated record. Bases 131 to 2746 code for a protein of 871 amino acids. The transcript is spliced from 22 exons. NCBI's taxonomy places the organism in Eukaryota, Metazoa, Chordata, Actinopteri, Spariformes, Sparidae.